This is a messenger RNA of Rotaria sp. Silwood1, 1182 nucleotides long. The record is from the annotation of a GenBank genome assembly. Lineage: Eukaryota; Metazoa; Rotifera; Eurotatoria; Philodinida; Philodinidae.
AUGCAAGAUGCGACUAUGGAAAAACUAAAAUCUGAUGCACUUCAACAAGUUUGGUCACCAUCGGAUCUGGAUCCAGAUGUAUUAGAAGCUGAAAUAACUAAAAUGUUUUCGUAUUACCAAUCAGAAACGGAACGUCAUAAUGAUAGUAAAAUGUAUUUCAAUGGCAAUGUGGAAGAAAUGAAACAAUCAGCUGCAAAAGGAAGUGGUAGUCUCUCAGGUAGUAUUGGUAAAGGUUUCUUGAAAAUUUUCAGUCUCGGUUUGAGUGGUAGUGGUGAAACAGCAACUACAACUUCGUCAAAAAAUCAUACAAUUACAGAUCAAGUUAUGCCAGAAACUGAUAUACAGAAACAUCUGUCACAGCAUGCAAUGGAAACUGAAUGGCGAGGGAAAAAGUUGAGACCAAAAGAAUUUAAAGUUUACAAAUUAAGCGAUAUCACAGAUCAUUUACAGAUAGCUGUUAUUUCAAAGCAGUUGUCAGUGGAUAAAGAACAAAACGCCAUUGUUCGAAUAAUUAGUACAAUGAAUACACCAUAUUCGAUUCCAACUAAUCAUACGCCUUCACACUUAGUUAUCACCGGUGAAGUUAGGCUCUAUUCUGGUGCAAGUAAACCUCCCUAUCCAUGGCUUCUGUGUGACGGUUCGACUGUGUCACGUGCUGAAUACCAACGUUUGUUUGCCGUCAUUGGUACACAAUACGGAUCUGGCGAUUAUGUAACAACGUUCAAUUUACCAGAUUUUCGUGGACGUGUCCCAAUUGGUGUUGAUCCAUAUGAAUUACGUGUGAAACAGGUGACUGAAACUGGCAUAAGUGGUGGAGCAGCAGUACACGAUUUGACCGUUGACCAAUUGCCAACUCACCAACACACACCAGGUUCAUUAACCAUUAGAGCAGCUGGAAGUCAUACACAUUCAAUUAACGACUCAGGUCAUAACCAUGGAGGCUCUACAAGUAAUGAGAAAAUGGGAGCUGGUGGUUGGGGUAUGAAAACAAGUAAAGGUUACGGGAGUGAUCAAGUAUCGCACGCACAUACUAUACCUAUCGGGAGAACAUAUAUCAGUAUUAACGCUGCAGGUGAUCACAGUCACUCAGUUAGUGGUAAUACUGGCUCAGUUGGUGGCGGCAGCGGUUUCAGUUUGUUGCAACCAUAUCAAUCUAUUAAUUACAUUAUUUAUGCUGAAUGA